GGGCGGGGAGCGCAGGCUGGGCCCGCGGCCGCCGAGCCGGGAAGAUGCUGCUGUCCCUGGUGCUCCACACGUACUCCAUGCGCUACCUGCUGCCCGGGGUCGUGCUCCUGGGCUCCGCGCCCACCUACGUGCUGCUCUGGGGGGCCCUGCGGCUGCUCUCCGCCCUCCUGCCCGCCCGCUUCUACCAGGCGCUGGACGACCGGCUCUACUGCGUCUACCAGAACAUGGUGCUCUUCUUCUUCGAGAACUACACCGGGGUCCAGAUAUUGCUAUAUGGAGAUUUGCCAAAAAAUAAAGAAAAUAUAAUAUAUUUAGCAAAUCAUCAAAGCACAGUUGACUGGAUUGUUGCUGACAUGUUGGCUGUCAGGCAGAAUGCACUUGGACAUGUGCGCUAUGUGCUGAAAGAUCAGCUAAAAUGGCUUCCAUUGUAUGGGUGUUAUUUUUCUCAGCAUGGAGGCAUCUAUGUGAAGCGAAGUGCCAGAUUUAAUGAGAAAGAGAUGAGGAGCAAGCUGCAGAGCUACGUCAGCGCGGCGACUCCAAUGUAUCUUGUGAUUUUUCCAGAAGGUACAAGGUAUUACACUGCAAGACCAGGAAAAGUCCUUUCAGCUAGUCAGGCAUUUGCUGCUCAACACGGCCUUGCAGUAUUAAAGCAUGUGCUGACACCCCGUAUAAAAGCAACUCAUGUUGCUUUUGAUUCUAUGAAGAGUUAUUUGGAUGCAAUUUAUGAUGUUACGGUGGUCUAUGAAGGAAAAGACAACAUGCGGCAGCAAAAGCAUUCUCCAUCCAUGACUGAAUUUCUCUGCAAUGAAUGUCCAAGAAUUCAUAUUCACAUUGAUCGUAUAGACAAAAAAGAUGUCCCAGAAAAACAAGAGUGUAUGAGGAGAUGGCUUCAUGAACGCUUUGAAAUAAAAGAUAAGAUGCUUAUAGACUUCUAUGAAUCACCAGAUCCAGCAAGAAGAAACAGACUUCCAGGGAAAAGUGUUAAUUCCAAACUAAGUCUUGGGAAGACUUUGCCAUCAGCACUGUUCUUGAGUGGUGUGACUGCUGGCAUGCUGAUGACCGAGGUUGGAAGGAAACUGUAUGUAAACACGUGUAUCUACGGGACCUUGCUCGGCUGCCUGUGGGUCAGUCUCAAAGCGUAAACAGCAGCAUCUCCAGGCAGCGGGAUGUGCUCCAUGGUCUGUCCUCGGCGGCCACACAUGACAUCAGUUGUUUCCUGAAUUUAGUAAGAAGUGUAAAUAAAGCCUUGUUGAUUGAGCAUUGGAUAAGAGAAUUUUUGACUGAAGCUGAUGGGAAGUUGGUCUCGGGCAAGCACACAUGGUUUCACAGCGUUAGCGCCGGAGCUGCAGCAAGUAAAAGCUAAGCAGGGUUUCUGCUGUUCUCACAGUUCCAUGAACUAAGGACAACUUCAGAUUAGUAGCAUUCGACAGUUUGCCAUCAUUUUGUAAUUCAGAUGGUUGUAUUUUUGAACAUUAAUUUGCAGCAUAUUUCACUAUAUUUGUUAUUACACCUUGACAGCUCUAAAUGCUAAAGUACUUAGUAUCUCACAGCUGGGUAAUAUUUCCCUUGUUCCUAAUUUCUGUAAGCCAAUGGAAGAAAUUGUAUUUCGAUAUCAAGAUGGUCAAAGAAAAGGGCAAAACAUGGGUUCCUGGGCAAGCUCUGUUGAGCUCAUGUUCUGUUACUUGGCAUGUUUGCACACCCUGUACUCUACAUGAAAGAAUAAUGUAUAAAAUAAGAGAAUGAAGUUUGAGUUAAGAUUAUGACUGAGUCAUUGUAGCAGAGCUUCAAAUGGCUCAGUGUUUUGAAGAUUGAAGCUCUGCUAUGAGCACUUGAUAGCAUUGGUGCCAUAAGUGCUUGGAAACAUCGAGGUUUCUGGUUUUUUGUUUUUGUUUUUUUAAGAUCACGGUAAUCAGUGUGAACCUUGGCUGAUCCCUAAGUUCCUAGGUAUCCAAGCUAAUGGGCCCUCACGGACAUUCUGACUAGAUUUACCGGCACGCGCCUUUUGCCCACUUUUCUUUGAUUUAACAGAAUGUUUCCUUCACAUGUCUGUGCGCUGCAGCUUGUCCCCGGCGUCUUGUCAGUGGCGCUGCAGUUGGCACAGACCAUAAGGGGAGCAGGGCGCAGCCGGCGUUGCCCUCCUAGGAGCGGGACUCUCAGCCCUUUGCGGCGUCACACCAGCUAUGCAGAAGCAUCUUGUGCUUGUCUGCUCAGGAAGUUUGCCUUCCUUAAGCCAGUGAAAUAGUCUUGAUUCAUCGGGACUGAGUGAAUCUGUUUCUUGCCCGUGAGUUGUAAUGGAGUGCCACGGCAUUGGGUGUCACCUCAGAGCAAGCACUGUGUCCAGGAACCCAGUCACACCGCCCCGUGGGACAGUGUGUCCCAUGUGGGUACCUCUGUGAUGUGCGAUCUCCUCUGCUUCUGUGUCAUGAUUUAACUUGAUUGCCUGCUAAUCCUUUGAGGGAGCAUUUCACCUACUGCUAAUGGGUUUUUUUGCAAAAUUAUAUCCAUGGUGCACAUGAAACACGCCAAUUGAAUCAUAAAUAAAAUGAAAAAAUGAUUAAGGGAAAAUUAAGUGACUGUGUUACAUUGCUUCUCCAAAACCAGAGAGUAAGCCGUUUCAAGCAACGUCUUCAAAGAGUCAUGUGGUGUGAGUUGAUUUGUGUAUGUUAGUAUGUGUGUGUAUACACACACUCAUGUACACUCAGGGUACUAUUGGCUUAAUUAUGAAAGGGGUCGUAGGUAAAACUUAGGAAAAGUGUGUUCAUGCCUCGCUGUAAUUAUCUCUUCCCUGUCAUAUAAAAUUUAGAUCAAUCCCAUUUCUUUAAGUACAUUUUCUAACAGUCCUAAAUUUAUAAAUUAUUUCUAAUUAGACCAGAAUAAAUGUAAGUCAUGGAACUUAUUUUAAGUCUCAUAUAUGUGCUCUAAAUUUCAAGAGGCAAUACCACUGGAAUUAUUUGGAGUAUAAUUCAUUAUAACAAGGCAAAGUAACCUGCAUAAGAUCACUUGAAUAUCAUGUUUCUUGGGACUGUACUUCUCACAAAAGGUCUAUAAAAUAUGGUAGUUGAAAACAAUUUUGUGUCAAAAUGUUUGGAAAAUUAGAAGCUUCUCCUUAACCUGUACUGAUACUGACUUGAAUUAUUAUUUUCUAAAAUUAUGCCUACUUGCACCCUUCUCACAUAUCAUUUAAACUUUUGUUUGUAUUAUUAUUGUUGAUUUACAGCUUUGUUAUUACUUAGUUUUUCUUUAUAAGAAUGCCAUCAAUGUGCAUGCUUUUAUGUUUUUCAGAAAAGGGUGUAUUUGGAUGAAAGUAAAAAAAUAAAAUCUUUCACUGUC
Molecule: messenger RNA, 3330 nt
Organism: Carlito syrichta (Philippine tarsier)
Lineage: Eukaryota; Metazoa; Chordata; Mammalia; Primates; Tarsiidae
Gene: AGPAT5
Product: 1-acylglycerol-3-phosphate O-acyltransferase 5
Exons: 8
Coding region: 45-1142 (365 amino acids)
Cellular component (GO): endomembrane system; mitochondrion
Molecular function (GO): acyltransferase activity
Source: RefSeq, a predicted model, not a curated record